AUGGCGAGGAGCGAGCUGAGGUGCCUGCAGGACGCGGAGCGCCCCGACGCACACCACGGCAGCGCAACUCCGAUGGGACGUGGCGCAGGAGCCGAGUCGGCGGCCAAGGGAUGUGCCAACGACUACAUCGUGUGCAAGAGCUGCGGCGAGUGGUGGUGGAGCUCACGCUUGGAAGGCAUGAACCACCAGUGCACGUGCUGCGCCUUCCUCCCGAAGCCGAAGACGGACAAGAGUGGCAAGGGCAGCGACGCCCUGGCGUUCGGAGGAGGAGGACGGCGAGGCAGUGGCGCGGGCAAGAGCAAGGCCAAAGGCGCCGAGCAGGUCACCCAGGCUCCGCAGCUGCUCGCGGAUUUGCUCGAGGCGCUCAACCUCCACAACGGCGGCGCCUUCGCCCGCGCGUUGCAGGGAGCUGCCUCGGCGAUCCAAGCCGCGGUGCCCGAGCCGUCGCCGAAAUCAAGGGCGGAGCGGCUCGGCGGCACGGCCAAGGCGCUGCAGGUGGCCAACCUGAGCUACUCGAUGGCGUUCGCGGCGAAGCAGAAUGCUGAGGAGGUGGCAGCAGCGGCCAGGACGAAGCUUGAGGCCGAUGCAGCAGAGGGCAUCCUGGAACCACUGGUCGACGGCGAGGUGCAGGACCUUGCUGCGGGACAGCUGGCAGCGAACAUUGAUUGUGAGUUCGACUUGUCCGCGCGCGGCCUGGACGAAGAGGGCCGAGCCGAAAUAGAGGUGGCCAAGAGAGCAGUUGUGGCACACAUGAAGGAGAACGCACAGACCUUCUCGACUCAGCCGAAGGACCACCUGGCAACAGCGAAGCUCAAGGCAGCAGAGCAGCAGGCGCCCGGGGCCCGCCGAUCAGGAGGCGGCGCCGACGGGCCCCCCGAGCGCGCGCUGUUCUGCGCCAGCCUCCAGCGCUGGGGACCCACGGCGAAGCCGUGGAUGGCCAAGCAGAAGCUGGGCCAGGGGUGCGUUGCCCACGCGUUCCAGGAGACGCGCGUGGGCGCCAGCGAGUCAGAGGUCACGGAGUGCGAACUUGUAUACUUGGGGUACAAGGCGGCGUCGAUCACGGUGAUCAGCCUCUACUUGGACGCGGGGGCGCCGCCGCGGGAUGGCAUCAACGCCCGCGAGGUGACGGCGCUGGCUGCGUUUCUGAAGGGGCCCAGCGGCGCGUGGGUUGUAUGCGGCGGCUUCAACUAG
Molecule: messenger RNA, 1191 nt
Organism: Prorocentrum cordatum
Lineage: Eukaryota; Dinophyceae; Prorocentrales; Prorocentraceae
Source: the annotation of a GenBank genome assembly